Molecule: messenger RNA, 939 nt
Organism: Ostrea edulis (European flat oyster)
Lineage: Eukaryota; Metazoa; Mollusca; Bivalvia; Ostreida; Ostreidae
Exons: 3
Coding region: 1-939 (312 amino acids)
Source: RefSeq, a predicted model, not a curated record
AUGCCGCAAUAUUGCUGUGUCCCAGGGUGCAAUAACUCAGGAGGACACACAUUUCCAUCAGAUCCGGAGCUACAACAGAAGUGGGUCGUCGCUAUCAAGAGAAUCGACCCCAAAACGAAACGGUUAUGGAGGCCUAAGAAACAUGAUGUUGUUUGCCAUUUCCACUUUCGAACAGAUGACUACAGAAAUUCUGGGCUAUUAGGAGACCGUUCCUGUUUGAAAGAAAACUCAAUUCCAACAGUGUUUAAGUUUCGGAACAGCAUUACUGAUGAGUCGCCUCGAGCGAAGCGGUACAAAAGCAGAGAGGUCUGUGAUGAUUUAUCUUUUCAAGAGCUUGAUAAUUUAGAUAUUCAAUGUGAAACUGAAGUCACAACGAUGGGGGAAAGUUCAAAACCAGAAUCAUGCUGUCCUAAUACAUGUGAUGAGGAAAUUCAGUGUGAAAUUCCUUCAUCAGUGAAAUACUCAAUCGAUAAUUUCCGUGUAGACGAUAGAGCAAUUUUGUAUUACACUGGGUUUGAUGAUUUUGACCACUACAUGAUGUUCUUCUACUGCUUGGGGCCUGCUGCAUUUGAAUUAAAAUACCAAUGCUCCCUACUACACCCUAAAGAUCAACUGUUUAUGACCCUUAGGAAAUUGCGACAGGCCAAAGAUGAUGUAGAGUUGGCAUUGCUGUUCAAAGUUUCCGAAUCAACUGUAUCCAGGGUAAUAGUCCAGUGGAUAAAUUUCCUGUAUUUCCAAUUAAAAGAGCUCAACAUCUGGCCGUCUAAGGAUAUAGUUGAGGAAACCAUGCCAGUUGAUUUUAAGAGGAAAUUUCCGAAAACAAGAGUAAUUCUUGAUGCAACUGAGGUUCCUAUUCAGAAACCCUCGCAUGAGCAUUUGACCUCAACAAUUGCAGAAUCAUCCACAACUGCAUCUGGGGAUGCUCCCAAAUAUGGGUAG